UUUUAUACAACCCAGAAAACUGUGAAUUACAAUCGAAUGUAACAGUCUCAAUAUAAAUACUGUUGAGGCAAAACAGUAUGUAUCAGUUCAUUUUCUUCCCGAAAUCUGAGUAGGUACCAACUAUAACAAUGAAACAAGUUAUUGUCUCCUUGUGUUGUUUGAUUAUAGCAACUGCAGCUAUACCAAUUGAAAGUUUUGUAGAUGAAGAUGGCCAACAAUAUGUUUUAGUUCCUUUGCAGAGGCAGAGAAGGGAUCUAACAUGGGGAGCAAACCAAAAUGGUUACUCUCUUGGCCAAAAAGGUACUAUCUACAGCAGUGGUAAUCACCAAUUUGACGGCUCGUACGGUGCAUCAAAAGCUUGGGGAUCACAUGGUAUUAAACCCGAUUCAUUUGGCGGCCGUGUAGAUUAUACUCACAGUACUAGUGGUUCAAACGCCUUUGUUGGAGCAAACAGAACUCCAGGUUGGGGUACUGAUGUGGCUGCCGGUGGAAGGUACAAUAUAGUUCAAGGAAAGAACUGGAAUGUUGGUGCAACAGGACAGUACGGAAGGCAUUUCGGUGGGCCUAUUGGGACUGGAAAACCAGGAUAUAGUGCUUUCUUAAAUGUAAACGGACGGUUCUAAAUAACAAAUUAGCAGUAUUUAUUUUACAUUAGUUUAUUUUUAUUGCCUGCCUAUUUAUUUUUUUUGAAUAAAAACAUUUUUAUGAAUA
Molecule: messenger RNA, 711 nt
Organism: Diabrotica virgifera virgifera (western corn rootworm)
Lineage: Eukaryota; Metazoa; Arthropoda; Insecta; Coleoptera; Chrysomelidae
Exons: 2
Coding region: 129-623 (164 amino acids)
Biological process (GO): defense response to bacterium
Cellular component (GO): extracellular region
Source: RefSeq, a predicted model, not a curated record